UUCUACAUUUCGUUGAACAUUUGCAGGGGGAGAAUGGAAAAAUGUCUGCUAGAGAUCCAAAUUCUGCCAUUUAUGUGACUGAUUCAGCAAAAGAGAUAAAAAACAAGAUAAACAGAUAUGCAUUUUCUGGUGGGCAAGACUCAAUUGAGUUGCACAGACAGUACGGAGCGAACUUGGAGGUUGAUAUACCAUUUAAGUAUCUUGGCUUUUUCCUGGACGAUGAUGCUGAGCUGCAACGCAUUAGAGAGGAAUAUGGGUCUGGACGUAUGCUAACAGGUGAAGUGAAAAAGAGGCUUACUGAAGUUCUAACAGAUCUAGUUGAAAGACAUCGACGGGCUAGGUCGUUGGUGACUGAUGAGGGAUAAAAACACGAAGGGGGUCGUGAGGUUCUUCUUAUUCAAGAUGGUAGAUGCUUUCAUGGCCAUUAGACCUCUUCCUAAUAUGUUCAGCUGAAUGGGGGGAAUUUUCGUCAUGUCGAGAUGUUCUUUCUUGAGGCAACUAGUCAUUGUUUCUCUCGAUUUACUGAGAGGUUUUUCUUCUUUAAUUGUAAUUUCUUUUUUAUUUUCAUGUAUUUUUAUAACUCGGAAAAUUCUGUUAUAUUUGCAAAAACAAAGUCAUGAAGGUGGCUUUGCACUUCCGUUCUCUCAUAUGAAUUUUACACUGUUUCGAGGAUCCUAAUGCUUUAAGUUUGGUCAAAUACUAGAUUUUCUACCACAACCGAUCUUGGUAGAAGGAUUUGUGGUAACUCUAACAUGAUUUAUUUUCUAAUCAUUUGUAUCCCUUUUUGUCUGGCA
Molecule: messenger RNA, 794 nt
Organism: Nicotiana tabacum (common tobacco)
Lineage: Eukaryota; Viridiplantae; Streptophyta; Magnoliopsida; Solanales; Solanaceae
Source: RefSeq, a predicted model, not a curated record